Messenger RNA from Camelina sativa (false flax), 718 nucleotides. RefSeq lists its product as uncharacterized. Lineage: Eukaryota; Viridiplantae; Streptophyta; Magnoliopsida; Brassicales; Brassicaceae. The record is from RefSeq and is a predicted model, not a curated record.
CUUCAACUCUAGGUUUUCUCUCUUUGCAAAGCCAUGGCCGAUCAGAAGGGUAUUGAGAAGGUAACUUGGAUGAAAUUGAAGACGGAGCCUCUCAGUUCCCCAAAGAAUUUCGCACAAGUCAGGAAAACUCUUUGCAGCAUACCUCAGGUAAGAGACCAAAAGUUCGAUGAAGGAAGCAACACAGUCACAAUCAAAGUGGUUUGCUGUAGUCCUGAGAAAGUCAUGGACAAGCUCUGUUCCAAAGGACGUGGGUCUAUUAAGCUCAUCGAGACCAUCGAUCCACCCAAACCUCCCGCCGAGAAGCCGAAAGAGCCUGCGAAGCCCAAAGAAGCUGAAAAGCCUAAAGAACCAGAGAAGCCCAAACCAGCACUACCAGCACCAGCUUCAAGUUCUAAAGCGGUUAUGGUGGCGCAACCUUAUUAUUCGCCGGUGAUGGGCCAGCCGGCGCCUUAUUAUAAUGAGCCUAACUACGGAUGGUCCCGACCCAAUGGGUAUGAUGAAAGGGUCAUUCACGAUAGCUACGGUGGCCAACCUCCUCCAUACGGUGGCAGAUCAGAUUACUACGGUGGCGGAUCAGAUUACUCUAGCGAGUGCAUUAUCAUGUGAAAUUUCUUAACCAUUAUUUACAUAUUUAUCUCUCUUUUAGUUUUAAUUGAUAUCUCUCCUAGACUUAAUUAACUAUCUAUUCUACACAAUUUUAAUUAGUUUACUUUUAUUA